AUGAAAAAAAAGACUCACUCAACGGUUUAUUGUUCACAAAGAGAAGAAGUUGAAUUAACAAAACCAUCUAAUAAAAGUUAUUCCAUCUAUCUACACAUGUCCGAAGAAACAAUCGUUAGCAGUGGUUUAAGUCGGCUUAACUUCAACUCACUUAUCAUUGUAGUCUCAGUAAAGGUAAAGUAUGCUAAACAAAACAAUAGAAACAAACAGAAUUUAACAACAGUUCCGCCUAGCAGCGAAAGCAAAGAAAUUUUAAAUGCAGAGAAGCAGAAAAUCGGAAUAUUCUUUGAUUUCCACAGCAUGAGACGAUGUGAAUAA
This is a messenger RNA of Clunio marinus, 318 nucleotides long. Lineage: Eukaryota; Metazoa; Arthropoda; Insecta; Diptera; Chironomidae. The record is from the annotation of a GenBank genome assembly.